AUGGCUGACUUGAAUGGAGAUAAAUCUAAAAUGGCAAAGGCUAUUAAGAGACAACCAGAUUGGGUAUUGCCAAAACUCGGAUUAGAAAGAGAUGCCAUUCAAAUCCCUAAGUCAAACAGGGCUGAAGAAGAGAAGGGAAAAGGUGAAGCAAGUAGACUAACAACCCCUAGGUAUAGUCCCCCUCACAUGAGAAACUUGGAACCAUUUAAGGUCUAUAAUAAUCCAUUGUCUGAUGUUUUGGAUAAUAAUUAUGAAAAAGGGGAUAGAUGGAAAAAUACACCCUACCAUGAAAAUAAAAACCAGUAUAAUUAUAGACAAUGCAAUAAUCAUAAUGGUGAAAGAAGAACUAACAAUGGGGAAAUUACUGGUAACUGGAAUAAUAGAGAUAAGACCAACAACGUAAGCAAUAAUGGAGGAAAUCAUGGUAAUAAUGGAAACUAUGGCAACAAUGAGGAUGCAAGAGAAUGGUAUAGGAAUCUUCUUGAUAGAUGCAUUGGUAGUUGGCAGGAAUUUGUGACAAUAUUCUUGGAGGAAUUUGGAGAACAUAAUGAUACUUCAUUUGCAUCUCAUGAAUUGACUAACAUAAAGAAGAAUCAGAAUGAAUCAAUCUAUGAAUUUAAUAAGAGGUUUAAUAAAGAACAUGGAAUUCGAGGAGGCUAUGCAGAUCAUUCAAGAUCUAAACCAGAAACUGGAAGAAAAAAGACAAAGACUGCAAGAGAUGGGAGAAGAAGAAGAGCUAAGAGUGAGUCAAAUGAGAAUGAGGCUGUUUCAAGAUUCAGGAGGCUUGAAAGGGAGGAGGAGCCUGAAGCAUAG
Molecule: messenger RNA, 813 nt
Organism: Cryptomeria japonica (Japanese cedar)
Lineage: Eukaryota; Viridiplantae; Streptophyta; Pinopsida; Cupressales; Cupressaceae
Exons: 3
Coding region: 1-813 (270 amino acids)
Source: RefSeq, a predicted model, not a curated record